CGCCGGUGAACCUAACCAGGCUUUUCUCCACCGACACAGCCGACUAAUCUGCCGCCUGUCCGCCGAGUCAGAGCCGCGGUGUUUUUGCAACCUAGAUAAUGUCGGAUUUCGAUGAGUUUGAGAAACAGCUGAGCGAGAAUCGACAAGAGCGGGAAAGAGAGAGGCACAAAAAGCGGAGCCGUAGCGAAUCUCCCGAACGAGGAGACAAGCACCGCAGCUGGAGCAAAGAUCGAGGAAGUCGAAGUCGAGAGAAGAGGAGCCGGAGCCGGGACCGAAAGAGCCGGGACCGUCGCAGCUCCUCCCGCGACCACAAGAAGCACAGUCACUCUCCAAGGCGAACCAGAAAGAAAAGAAUCUGUAAAUACUGGGACGUCCCUCCUCCAGGAUUUGAACACAUCACACCGAUGCAGUACAAAGCUAUGCAAGCGGCAGGUCAGAUCCCAACAAUAGCUCUGCUGGCAACGUCCACCACCACCGGAGUGGCAGCAGCACCAACACCAGUGCCGAUUGUUGGCAGCCAGAUGACAAGACAAGCCAGACGUCUCUACGUAGGAAACAUCCCAUUUGGAGUAACAGAGGAGUCGAUGGCAGAGUUCUUCAACGCUCAGAUGCGUCUGGCAGGUCUCUCACAAGCCCUGAGCAACCCGGUUCUCGCCGUGCAGAUUAAUCAGGACAAAAACUUUGCUUUUCUAGAGUUUCGUUCCGUUGAUGAGACGACGCAGGCCAUGGCCUUCGAUGGAAUUAUUUUCCAGGGUCAGUCGCUGAAGAUCAGACGACCUCACGACUAUCGGCCUUUACCUGGGCUCUCGGAGCAGCCAGCCUUCCAUGUUCCAGGUGUCGUCUCCACCGUGGUACCAGAUUCUCCCCAUAAACUGUUCAUCGGAGGUCUGCCUAAUUACCUAAACGACGACCAGGUAAAGGAGCUCUUGACGUCAUUCGGGCCUCUCAAAGCCUUCAACCUGGUGAAGGACAGCGCCACAUCGCUGUCCAAAGGCUACGCUUUUUGUGAGUACGUAGACAUCAGCGCCACUGACCAGGCGGUUGCUGGGCUCAAUGGGAUGCAGCUGGGAGACAAAAAGCUCAUCGUUCAGAGGGCGAGUGUGGGAGCUAAAAACGCCAACCCUACUUCUAUCAUAGAGACCCCGGUCACCCUCCAGGUUCCCGGGCUUCAGCGACUGCAGAACACCAGCAUGCCCACAGAGGUGCUCUGCCUCCUCAACAUGGUGAUGCCGGAGGAGCUGGUGGAUGAUGAGGACUACGAGGAGAUCCUAGAGGACAUCCGCGAGGAGUGCUGCAAAUAUGGCAACGUUCGCUCUAUGGAGAUCCCCCGCCCCGUGGACGGCGUGGAGGUCCCAGGAUGCGGAAAGAUCUUUGUGGAGUACAUCUCUGCUGCAGACUGUCAGAAAGCCAUGCAGGCUCUCACCGGCCGCAAGUUUGCCAACCGCGUGGUGGUGACCAAAUACUACGACCCCGACAUGUACCACAGACACGAGUUUUGAUCUGAAUCUUGUGUCAUUUAGAGACUAAACUUGGAGAUUAUUCUGACAGAUCGGACUGCCAUGUGAGUCGUGCCGAGAACUCCCAGCAGAACUCUACCUAGAACUCCUGCAGGAAGCCUAAGAUUUGCUGAAUGUUUUACCUAAACUGAGCCUGUCUGACUCCUCAGCUGAAAAAGCUCUGCAUGAAAUAUAAAACACAACUGGUAAAUGUUUAGAUUUCCUUCCUGAGCACAAAUAUUUAUUUUUAGUAGUUUGUUUUUAGAUUUGAUAAGCCACGAUGCAGUUACCUGGAAAUACUUAUUUGUACUUUCCCAAAUAAAUAUUUCCUGCUACAUGAGUCCCAUAUUGAACAGACUGAAGCUGUUGGACAGUGGAUGUUUUACAGCCUCAAAAGAAAAUGUUGUACAUAAAGAUAUUAUUGCCAUUUAAUUGGGAAUACAUGGUUGAAACUGGUUUUAAUAACAAAUGAAAUAGUUUGUGUGUAAAUCAGCCACAUCUGAUGGUUGGGAUGCUGACCGUUUGUUUAUCUCCUGAACCUUUCUGAGGCCAGUCUACCUUCAGUUGGUCCCGAGUCUGCUCCGCUGGCUGUUGUUGCUGUGGAGCGUUUUUAAAAUGGAAGUAUCUGUGAAGCAGCCUUGAUGGGAGCCGGUUUACUUCUCUAAAGUCUAAGGAAACAUUUUGUGUAUCGUCUCCUGCAGGAGGACAAACUGCUGAUUAGGAUUUUAUAAAAGACACGUUUGUUGCUGCAUCCUCGUCAUGUAAAUGAGGUUUUAAGUGUGUGUAGGAUAGGUGAUGUUUGAAUUAUAAACUCUUAUAAUGAAGUCAUGUUGGGUGUGUGUGGGUGUGUGUGUGUGUGUGUACAUUAUGUAUAUGUGAAGUGAUAAAACAAAUUUUACACCUAAAUCCUUCAAAGCAUCCAGCAAACUAUCUCCAAUGUUUUGAAAGCACACACAGAUCUUUGUCCCCAUUCAAAUUAAAUGUUUGAUUUUAUCAAAUGAGUCUUAAAACAAGCUUUCUGCUGGGUUUCGUAAAGCCGAAAGCCUAAAAAACAUCUAUAUGUUCCAAAUAAAGUCUUAAAACUACACUUAUUUACCGCUUCUACGUGCCCGUAGGGUGUGUUUCUUCCAUCAUCUUCUUAAAUCUAUUGAUAAAUGCUGCUGACAUUCA
Nothobranchius furzeri (turquoise killifish) is the source of this 2666-nucleotide messenger RNA. RefSeq names its product splicing factor U2AF 65 kDa subunit. The record is from RefSeq and is a predicted model, not a curated record. Gene Ontology annotation, biological process: mRNA processing. NCBI's taxonomy places the organism in Eukaryota, Metazoa, Chordata, Actinopteri, Cyprinodontiformes, Nothobranchiidae. Gene Ontology annotation, molecular function: poly-pyrimidine tract binding; pre-mRNA 3'-splice site binding. Gene Ontology annotation, cellular component: U2-type prespliceosome; commitment complex; U2AF complex.